UAAUCACUCUCUGGUGGUCAAUUGUUCUGAUCUAUUCUGAUCCGUCAUUGACAACGACAUUUGUUUACACAAUGGCGUCUGGCAGUGAAAAUGCCACAGAAGAGAGGAUUGAACCGGCGCCAAGUCAGCCUGCUGCUAGUGUUUGUGAUGGAGCGCACAAGACCAUUGGUGUUGAGAAAGAGGCUGAUGUCUCCGGUGUACCCUCGAAGAAAUCCAGAGUAGAAAUUCAGUCAUUACCAACGAGACAGUACCUGGAUCAAACUGUAGUCCCAAUAUUACUCCAAGCAUUAUCAAGUCUCGCUAAAGAACGACCAGCAGAUCCAAUUAGUUUCCUAGCAGCUUAUCUAUUGAAAAACAAAAAUCAGUACGACAACGGUGGAUCACCCCCAGUCAGCCAAUAAGUAUUAUCCCAGUACGAGUAAUAUUAUGGUGUACUUUGGAAUGUACUGACGAAAAACGAUGCAAUACUUCCUCCGUCUCACUCUCACAACCAAAAAUCAUGAUUUUUUUAAUCGCAUGGCUCAUAUCAUUAGGUUUUUUUCGAUGUAAUGAGCAUUUGAUCAUUGAUGUAAAGAAGACUAUUUGAUUUUUCAAUCCACAAAGAAUAAAUCCUAUCGGUUAUGCGAAA
Messenger RNA from Fopius arisanus, 628 nucleotides. RefSeq names its product protein dpy-30 homolog. NCBI's taxonomy places the organism in Eukaryota, Metazoa, Arthropoda, Insecta, Hymenoptera, Braconidae. The record is from RefSeq and is a predicted model, not a curated record. The transcript is spliced from 3 exons. Gene Ontology annotation, cellular component: Set1C/COMPASS complex. Bases 72 to 401 code for a protein of 109 amino acids.